Molecule: messenger RNA, 4558 nt
Organism: Anopheles maculipalpis
Lineage: Eukaryota; Metazoa; Arthropoda; Insecta; Diptera; Culicidae
Product: VWFA and cache domain-containing protein CG16868
Exons: 4
Coding region: 7-4557 (1516 amino acids)
Cellular component (GO): voltage-gated calcium channel complex
Molecular function (GO): voltage-gated calcium channel activity
Source: RefSeq, a predicted model, not a curated record
GUCAAUAUGAAGCAACGAUCUUCCCAAACCGUCCAGUAUUAUUACGGAAUGUUGAUGCUUGUUGUGCUGCUGCUACCAAUUCCGCUCCGGUGUCAGGGAGCGGUAGCGUCUUCCAACACAAUCUUUGUAAAUAGCAUAGUUCCCUCGAUAAGCAACAUAAGUGUUAGUGCACCGAUAAGUUCCGAUAACAACCAAGUGCCUUCGGUGGGAGUGAUAUCUGCUCCCACACCAUUGCCAGCCGCUCCAUCGUCGUCGGUGACAGCUUCACUGUCAAGUUCCGGCGGUGCACCAACCACUACUUCUACGGGUUCCGUAGACUAUAGCAUCCAGGAACUAACCAAGUCACUGGAAACAACGUUUGACCAUAUCCGAAAUGGAGAGCUGAGUAUUCCAAACGUGCAGAAAUUGUACGACAACAUGGAAAUAAUAACAACGAUCCACAAUGAUGUUGAGCUGUUAGAGAAAAUCGCGCUUAAACUAACUCGUAAGCUAAACCAGACCAUAUCGGUGAUCGAAGAGCUGCGUCGAUACAUCCAACACACUGGCAGCAAGUACGGUGCCAAGUACAACACCCUCAUCAAUCCAUGUCCUUACAGUGAGCUCAUAAACCCGUGGGAAGAUGAGGCUCCGUUUGAUCUGCAAAGCUUCAUUCAGAGCACGAAAGUAUCGAACGUUUCACUUAACAAGUCGUACUCUUCGUCGGGCGAUGUACAGGCGAACGGCAAUGGUCCAAACAGCAGCGCUGUCGGCGGUUUCCUAGAUUUCAGUGCCUUUCCAGCAAAUGCGGAUUCGGAUCGUCCAAGAAUACGCGUCACCGAUCAGACGAUCGACGAUAAUAACGCUAACCUGCAGCAGCUGUUUACUGAGCACAGUGCUCUGAUGGACGAGAACUAUCUCAGUUACCGUCAGCAGUUUUAUCUAUCCUCGCUGGACCAUGCAAGCGCCUACAAAUGUCACUACUAUCCGAGGGACGGACGGCUUAAAGCACUGUUCCUGUCGGCUGUGCGGAGUAAGCAUGUGUUGAUAUUGCUUGACGUCGGCAACACCAUCACCUACGACCAGCUGGAGGUGGCCAAAGCUAUCAGCAAGUUUGUGCUGUAUCUGCUAAACGAAAAUGAUCGCAUUGCGGUAGUAGCGGUCGGACAGCGCGUGACUACGUCGGACGACUUUUUUGACUGUCAAAAGCCGAAUCGAUUCGUCCGCGCCACCAUGGACGAAAAGGAUCGAUUGGUAGAUUUUAUUGAUUCGUUAAAUCGCACCAAACAAGCGACGGAUCAUACCGCAGGGUUUCAUUAUGCGUUUGAAGCAUUCGCAGACAUUUAUCGGACACACGACGAUGAGGUUCCGGUAGUGUUUUUGUAUCUUGGUCGAGCACUGUUACCAGCUGGAUCUGCUGCACCCAAAAACAUCCUGCAAACCAUUCACGAGGGCCAGACGCGACUUCCCUAUCCGGUCAUUAUCAACAGUUGCCUGAUAUUGCUGGAUGAACGGGAGGUUGCCCAGGAAAAGCAACUCAUCGUGGACAUAAGCACCCAAAACUACGCGCGAUACAACCUGUCGCUGGUUAUCUACCCACCUGGAAAGAUGGUAAUGAUAUCGAAGCAUUCGUUCGAUGCGCAGCGAUUUAUAGUGGCCUUAAUGGAACCAUUUUUAAGCGCGAGUCGCUUUAUCGAGGAACAUCUGCGAAUACAUUUACCGUACUACGACCCAUCGCUGCAAGAUACGGUCGUUACCGUAAGCUAUCCAGCGGGAGUUCAUGGUCUGGUUGGAGUCGAUCUGUAUCUGAGCGAUUUGGCGGAACAUAUUGCGUACUACAGGCAGCAGGAUGAUUCGUAUGCGUUCCUCAUCGACGUGCAGGGCAAUACGAUUAUGCAUCCUUCCUUCCCACGACCAUUGGCCGCUCGUGGCAGCUUCUACAUUACGAACAUAACGCGCCUAGAGCAUGAACAUUUCGCUGCUGCGUACAAACGGAUGGUGGCCGAACUAGAGGGCAAUCUGCGCAUCAAUCAUUACGGCACGAACCGUACCACCAUGUACUACUGGAAGCGUGUGUAUUCCUACAUUGUGUGUAUCGUCCGAACGCUCGGUGUCGAUUCCGGGUCUAAUUCGUUGGAUGUCGAUGAGUCCGGGACGUUCAUCUCGCCAGUACACUUUCUGCAUCCGAUGACAGGCGGCGGAAGUAGCGAUGGGCGUAAUAGUGUUGAGUACAAUUUCAUAGCCGCCAGCAGUAUCACGACGCGAAAUCUGCUAUCUACGUUGCUUUAUCACCGUAUUGAUAUUUUCCCGCCACAAUUGCAACGACCGCCGCCCAUUGAUCUGCUGCAAUCCGUUGGCGAAUCCGGAUCGCUGUGUCGGUUAGUGAAGCAGUUGGCCGUAUUUGAUGCGAGUACGCUGUACCUGAGCGCUUCUUCGUUCCAGUCACCAUUCACUCACAUUCGCAACAAUCGAGACGGUGCAAGUGAAGAACUGAACGUGCGCACAAUACAAAACAUAAUGGCAUACCUGAAGGACACUUAUGGCAAGUUACUGUUUGCUAAUCCUGGUUUGCAGCCUGAUGUGCGUAGUGACGUGCUGGCCCUGUUACAAAUACUGUACGAUUAUCAAUUGCGCCAUGGCCAAAGCAACCUUAGUCGGUAUGUCGUACGACGUUAUGCGGCCUCCGUCAAUGGAGUGCUGCAGAUGUUCCCGGGUGGUUUGCUCGAUACGGACCUGGAGCCAACGAAGCGGCCAUGGUUUGUGAAAGCGAUGGAAUAUCCAGGACGGUUGGUGUUCACUCAGCCCUAUCUUGAUGCUGGUGGUGCGGGCUAUGUUGUGAGUGUUGCUUAUGCAAUAUCUGAAGGACGAACCGGUUCGGGAGCUGGCAAUAACCCUCACAAAGCAAUUGCCGUUGUUUCGAUGGACUUUACGCAGACAUUCUUCUACAAGCUGUUGCUCGAUUCGUCUGCCGUCUGCAGUAUGGAUAAUAUUAAAUGCUUCCUAAUGGAUGAUCGAGGAUAUCUGGUAGCGCAUCCGAUGCUUGCCGAAGCUCCAGUACGAUCGAGAAACACACGACGCCCGAUCGAACACAUUACACACAAAGAAUCCCAAGUGGCCAACGACAUUCUCAACCACAAACAGCUGGUUACGAAGAAAAUGUGCUACAACUAUGUGAACCGAACGGUGCAACGGUUCUACCAGUUUAAUAUGAGCCUGUCCAUCGACGACGUCAUAACCAAUCUUAUGUACGGUGAGAAAACAAAGUACCAGAUUGCACUAAUUCCGGGCACGAAUCUGUUCCUCGGUAUCGUUAACUCCACCAACGAUGGUGGUGCAUUUUGUCCUUGCAGUACGGUUGGAAACUCAUGCCUCAACUGCAACCGAAUGGAGCAAACGGAAUGUGAAUGUCCUUGCGAGUGUCCUUUAGAUUAUGGUGUUGCGGAUGGAGAAGGAAGCUGUACGAUGCAGCCUAAACGCACGAAAUCGGCCAGCAGUUUUCCGGUUCCACUAUGCUCUCCGCUGCCCGAGGAACUGAUUUCCAUGAGUGCCAUCAAUUAUGAGGCAGAUUACGAGCUGAAGAGCUGUACAAACAUUAUCUGUGAGGAUUACACGACACAGAGCGAGUGUAUGGGAUUGGUUGGCUGCGAAUGGUGUCAAGUCGAUGUGGAUGGUGAAAAUCGUCUCAAUACUCCAUUUUGUACGGCACAGCUUGCCUGUUUCAAUGGGAUAUUCGGAGCACCCACACCGUACGGUGAUGCCGCUUACACCGGUAACAACAUGGAGUCCAUUCUGCCACCCGCUUACAGCUCGAUCGGACCCGUCGCUGGUGCUAUUCUUGCGCUUUGUCUUGUGGUUGGUUUCGCGAUGUACUGCUUCCGCCAGAACGCCGAUCAGAGUGGAGCCUCGGAACAUUUGUACGACGAUUUAGUCGCGGAUCACUGUCACGGUUUGCCGUUGUCUCGUUUCGAUCUGGAUGACGGUAGUCCAUCCGAUGAUUGUGACAUUAGUCGCACAAAUGCGAAACAAAAUUUGCUGCUAAACGGGCAGCACAACGCAAACUACAUGAUUAUCCCGAACGUAGCAUCACCGUACCAGAUGUCCUCGGAUUAUCGGCGUCCGAAUGGGGGAGGCGGUGGAGGUUCAUCCGAUCAUGGCUACUCUACCAUGACGCACCAUGAAGAAUCGGAGCAUCUGUGCCUAUCCAAUGUGGAUCCGCAAGGUAUUCCGACCGGGAACAGUGGCCAUGGUGGCCAUGGUGCGGGCAACAAGCGAUUGUCCAUGUCAGACAGCGCAUCUAUCAGCACAUCCGUCUCAAGCCCGUACAGCAAUCAUACGGGCGGACCGGGAAGCUCCUUCCUGUCAAAGCCUCCGAUGCUUAAUGAAGCGAAAAUGAUCGGUACGACAGUGGAUCGGUUCACCGAUCCCGUCAUGCAAACGUUACUGCCCUCACCUACGUCCGUUUCAAGGACGGGUGUACUGGGGAGUACGGUGCUGUCGCCGGGAUCACCCGUAUCGACCACUACCAGCGGUCAUCAUAUCCUCGUCCCUGUAACCGUCCAUCGAAAUAUGGAAGUUUCCUAAA